Messenger RNA from Erythranthe guttata (spotted monkey flower), 4351 nucleotides. Its product is annotated as histone-lysine N-methyltransferase ATX4. Gene Ontology annotation, molecular function: protein binding. Lineage: Eukaryota; Viridiplantae; Streptophyta; Magnoliopsida; Lamiales; Phrymaceae. The record is from RefSeq and is a predicted model, not a curated record. Gene Ontology annotation, biological process: regulation of transcription by RNA polymerase II.
UUAUUCGAUAACCCAUAAAAUCAGAUGGCCCAAUCAAGAAAAAAAUAAAAAUAUAUAAUAAAAUCAAAAAAUAAACUGUUUCGUAUAGAAAAAAAAUAUAUUUAUAUAUAUUCUUACAUCCAUUACACUUUUAGUGCAUCAACUUUUAGGAAACUCAAUCUUCUCCCGCCAUCCUCUGCAGAAAAACCAAAAACAAUUAAAAUAAAUUCACAAAACCUUAAAAAAAACGCGGCCCAAAAGCCAUGUCUGUACCAGGUUGGCACACCACGACUCCACAACUCUCUCAACAUUGGAAUUGGGCUCUCUCUCUCUCACCACUUACGGCGCAAUUUAGCGUCACAUUGUUGCAUUCACAGUUAUAACGCCGACCCUCCCUUUCUCUCUCUACAAAACUUUUCUCCAUCUAUCUAUACAUACACUUUUCUGUAUCUAUAUAUUACCAACCAUAACCAAAUUGAUUUGUGAAAAUUUGCCACGCCAAAAAAAUAUUAAAAUUUUAGCUCCAAUUUAUUUUUAGUUUAAGUAGUACUAAAUCGUAUAUACACUCCAGUGUAUCUAUAUACGCAUAUAAAAAUUUAUCCUAUUUAUCUUUCUCUCACAUCGAGAGUCACGGUUAGAGAGAGAGAGAGAGAGAGAGAGAAUUGAAACAGAGAUCCCUAUUCUAAGACUACUCUCUGAAUACCGAGAAUCGUUUAAUUUCUUCACGGCAAGGAAGGAAAUUUCUUCUCUUAGCGUCUUCGCGCAGGCAAAUUGGGGAUGAUUGCGGUGAGAAUUCAUUGGGUUUGACUGAUUGCAGAGUUUUCCGAAGCCGUUGGAAGACUCUUCAAUUGUGAUUAGGGUUUUCAAUUGAGUUAAUUCGGGUGCUUUUGGAGUAUCUGCGGGAAGAUGAUAGUGAAGAAGAGCUUGAAAUCGGUAAUGCCGAUUUUGAAACGGUGCCGGCUCGGCCGCUCCGCCGGUGACGACGAGGAUUCAUCGGUUCAUCGGAAGAAACGAAAAAUUUCCAAUGGUUAUUACCCUAUGCAUCUCCUUGGAGAGGCUGCCGCUGGUAUUAUUCCUUUCAACGGCUAUGGAAUCCAAAAGAUCCUCUCUAACUCCGCCGCCUCUAUGGAGGUUAGAGGUGGCCGGGAGCGCAUCGCAGCUUCAGAACCGAGGACUGCAAAUUCGAAAGUGAAGGAAGUCUCUCGGCCGCCGUUAGUGAAAACUUCCCGGGGGAGGGUUCAGGUACUGCCUUCACGAUUCAAUGACUCAAUUCUCGAUAAUUGGAAGAAAGAAAAAGAUAUUAGUACAAACGAAGAGAGAGACUCUGCUCCGGAUACAGAAUAUAUACCGGUUAAAGGGAAGGACAACAAACUCGGCUCCAAAACCCUGAGAAUUCACGGUGAUGGAAGCAUUAACAGAAAGCGAAGUGAGGGGAAGACUAAUAGCAGCCAAUGCCGUAAGUUUUCACCAUUGUCAGAGGAUGAGAUAGCAGAACUGAGAAAUAAUGAGUUGAGAAUCUCUGAUAGUAGGAAGUAUGAUGAAGAGUUGGAAGAGUUCAUAAAAGUAAGUGGCAUUGAUAAAUUGUAUAGUACAAAAGAUUUUGUUGAAGGUGAAAUAGUGUGGGCGAAGUCGGGGAAGCAUUGUCCUGCUUGGCCAGCAAUUGUGCUUAAUCAAGAGUCUCAAGUUCCCCAGCAAGUUUUCAACUUUCGGCUUGCUGGAACAGUUUGCGUAAUGUUCUUUGGUUAUUCUGGAAAUGGAACGCAAAGGGAUUAUGCAUGGAUUAAAAGCGGGAUGAUAUUUCCAUUUGUAGAUUAUGUAGACAGUUUCCAGGGUCAGACCGAACUGAAUGAUAGCAAGCCGGUUGACUUACGUUCUGCCAUAGAGGAGGCAUUCCUAGCAGAAAAUGGAUUUAACGAAAUGUUGAUGGUUGAAAUUAAUGCGGCAGCUGGCAACAUGGAUUAUUUCCAUUCUCUUAAAAGAGGAGCGGUCUUCGAGGUAUCUGAUUCAAACCAGGAUAAGAAUUGCGAUUCUAUAGAACAGCAGGAUGUACAUAUGAAACAAGAGUCGAGAUCCUGUGAAGCCUGUGGCGUAAGCAUUGCACCUAGAUUAUCAAGGAAAUCACAUAAUUCAGCUGCUGGUAUCAAUCGUCUGUGUACAUCUUGUGCCAGGUUGAAAAAAAUGAAACACUAUUGCGGCAUAUGCAAAAAGAUUCGGAAUCAAUCAGACAAUGGAACUUGGGUGAGGUGUAAUGGUUGUAAAGUUUGGGUCCAUGCAGAGUGUGACAAAUUUUCAAAAAGCAAGUUCAAGGAUCUGAGAGCAAGUGAUUACUACUGCCCUGAAUGCAAAGCUAGGUUUAAUUUUGAACUCUCUGAUUCAGAGAAUUUGCAAGCUAAAACUAAAAAUAACAAAAAAAACGGUAAACAUACAUUGCCGGACAAAGUUGCUGUAGUCUGCUCCGGGGUCGAGGGAAUUUAUUUUCCUAGUCUUCAUUUAGUUAUUUGCAAGUGCGGGUAUUGUGGAAUGGAAAAGCAGGCACUUAGUGAAUGGGAACGGCACACAGGAUCCAAAACUAGAAACUGGAAGUCAAGCGUCAGGGUCAAAGGUUCCUUGAUACCUCUUGAACAAUGGAUGCUACAGAUGGCUGAGUAUCAUGAACGUAGUCUUGUACCUGCCAAAUCUGUCAAACGUCCUUCUAUAAAAGUCCGCAAGCAGAAGUUACUUACAUUCUUACAAGAACCUUAUGAACCUGUUAGUGCCAAGUGGACAACAGAGAGAUGCGCAGUAUGCCGAUGGGUCGAAGAUUGGGACUUCAACAAAAUUAUUAUUUGCAUUAGAUGUCAAAUAGCUGUUCAUCAAGAAUGCUAUGGGGCAAGAAAUGUUCGUGAUUUUACUUCAUGGGUCUGCAGAGCCUGCGAGACACCUGACAUUGAGCGAGAAUGUUGCCUCUGUCCUGUGAAAGGGGGCGCUCUGAAGCCUACAGAUGUGGCGCCGUUAUGGGUGCAUGUUACUUGCGCUUGGUUCCAACCUCAAGUUUCUUUUGCAAGCGAUGAAAAGAUGGAACCUGCGCUUGGAAUUUUAAGAAUUCCUUCAAGUUCUUUUGUGAAGAUUUGUGUAGUUUGCAAACAAAUUCAUGGUUCCUGUACCCAAUGUAGCAAGUGUUCCACUUAUUACCAUGCAGUGUGUGCAUCAAGAGCAGGAUACCGCAUGGAGUUGCACUGCCUGGAAAAGAACGGGAAACAAAUGACAAAAAUGGUUUCAUAUUGCGCCUAUCACAGGGCUCCGGAUCCAGAUAAUGUUCUGAUAAUAGAGACCCCCAAGGGGACUUUCUCUGCCAAAAGCUUACUUCAAAGCAAAAGGCACACGGGUGCGAGGCUAAUUUCAACAAGCAGGUUGAAAAUUGAGGAACCUCCUUUGGAAGAUAAUGAAGAGGCUGACCCGUUCUCUGCUGCAAGAUGCCGUGUCUUCAAAAGAACAAAGAAGGCGAAAAAGGAGGCUGUUGCUCACCAAAUUAUGGGACCUCAGCGUCAUUCUAUGAGCGCAAUACUAAAACUGAAUGCAAAUAGAAAAAUGGAGAAGCCAUGUACCUUCUCCACCUUUAGGGAACGACUUCAACAUUUGCAGAAGACGGAAAAGGAUAAAGUCUGCUUUGGUAGAUCUGAAAUUCAUGGAUGGGGUCUCUUUGCACGUAGGAACAUCCCGGAAGGCGAAAUGGUUGUCGAAUAUCGUGGUGAGCAAGUCAGACGCAGUGUUGCGGAUCUUAGAGAGGCGCGGUAUCGAGCAGCUGGCAAAGACUGCUAUCUGUUCAAAAUCAGUGAAGAGGUUGUGGUGGAUGCUACAGAUGCAGGGAAUAUUGCCCGGCUAAUCAACCAUUCGUGUAUGCCCAACUGCUAUGCAAGGAUCAUGAGUGUAGGUGAUGACGAGAGCCGAAUUGUACUUAUCGCAAAGACAAACGUUCUUGCUGGGGAUGAAUUGACGUACGAUUACUUAUUCGAUCCGAACGAGCCCGAUGAAUUCAAAGUGCCUUGCAUGUGUAACGCUCCAAACUGCAGAAAAUUCAUGAACUAGGUCCUUCAACGAGAAUUCCAACUAUUUCUCGUUGCUCUAGAGCUCACCGUCUAGGUUACUAACUGUGUAAAAAAAUUCGCGUAAAAGGAAAAUAUAAAUAUUUAUUUAUUUAUUUAUUUUCCGCUUCAUUUAGGAUAAAUUCAAAGAGAUGGAAUAAUAGCUAUUAGUCUCUAGAGGUAGAGAGAGAGAGAGAGCUUCAGGCAUUUUGUAUAAAUUAUAAGCAUAAAUGCCCAGAGUUAAAAGCAAAAUGGCAUCAUUUCUUGUUAUUCUUUGGCAAAUAGAGAAACAAGUAUCUUCAUUUCUUUGU